GUGACUAGUUAUCAUGGUAUGGUAAAUUGUUAGGAGGAUGUCUUUGGAGACGAGGGGGGUGGACAGGGUCAUUGACUUUGUGACUGGUGUAUAAAUGAAUCAGUCAGAUUCAGCUGUCUACAGAGCUUUUACCUACAUCAGCAUCAACAGUGACCUUAUUUUUGUUGAGUGUGAAGGAAAUCUUGCCUUGCGUGGAAAAGCUACACAGUCAGACCUCAUUGAGAGCAUAUGGCACGGUUACAGUCAUGCCUCCAAUGCCAUUGAUGGGAACCGCGAUUCACAUUUUCAUCAUGGGUCCUGCACUGCCACUGAUGAAUCCACUAACCCCUGGUGGAGAGUGGACCUGCUUGAUACCUACAUAGUCACCUCCAUCACCGUCACCAACAGAGGGGAUGCUGUUCCUGAGAGACUUAACGGGGCUGAGAUACGAAUAGGAAAUUCUUUACUGGACAAUGGCAUUCAUAACCCUCUGGCUAAAACAAUUUCCUCUGUUCCAGCCGGAAGUUCUCUCACCCUGGCUUUUGACCCAAGUUUCGAAGGACGUUAUGUGAUUGUGGUUCUACCAGGCCAGCAUAGACUUCUGACACUCUGUGAAGUGGAGGUUUAUGGCUACCUUGCCCCAACCGGAGAUAAUGUGGCUCUAUAUGGAAAGGCCACCCAGUCGUCUUUGUAUGAGUUUGGCAUUCCAGGCAAUGCUAUUGACGGGAAUCACAAUGCUAUUUUGAUGGGAGGGUCCUGCACCCACACUCUACAGGACAUCAACGCCUGGUGGAGGGUGGACCUUCUGAAGACCUACAAAGUGUUCUCCAUCAUCAUCACCAACACAGUCGACAGUGUUUCCAGCAGACUCAAUGGAGCUGAGAUUCGCAUUGGAAACUCCCUGGAAAACAAUGGCAUCGACAAUCCUAGAUGAAGAAGAUCGUUACAGGUAUGGUUGUGUCGUGUCUUUGGCAUCAUUAACGUGAAGACUGUUAUUUUAUCAAAUCAAUUCUCUGUAAUUAUUAUUAGGUGAUUAAACGAAUUAUGUUAAUGUAAUUAAUUAGGAAGUCGGGGCACCAAGGAUAAUCUUCAGAUUCCAAAGUUAUACUUUUCCUGAUAUAACUCUUCAGAUAUUUUAAUAUCUAAUCAAUGAGUCAUCUAAUUAAUUAAUUAUUCUUUACCUCACGUUAGUCUCAUUCCAAACGUCGUAAAUUGUUGAUUAUCUGCACGAACCCAGCCUUUACUAUGAAUCAUCCAUACAUCAAUUGUCUUAAUCAAUUGAUUAUACUAACUAACUAAAUCAAUAUUUACAACUAACUAAAUAUAGGGGAGGUUAGGGGAGGUUCCCUAGUGGGCUACGCCGAUAUGACGGCUUGUUGGACAAAGGGAAGUGGGUGUGGACUGAGAAGGGCGGGAAAAAUGAAAAGGCUGUCACUACACAGUUGAUAAUUUUAUUAAAUUCUAAUCCUUUGCACAUGAACACUCACUCAUUCGGGAAUAAUUGUAAUCAAUAUAUA
Molecule: messenger RNA, 1496 nt
Organism: Salvelinus namaycush (lake trout)
Lineage: Eukaryota; Metazoa; Chordata; Actinopteri; Salmoniformes; Salmonidae
Product: fucolectin-like
Exons: 5
Coding region: 95-913 (272 amino acids)
Source: RefSeq, a predicted model, not a curated record